Messenger RNA from Colletotrichum costaricense, 315 nucleotides. RefSeq lists its product as uncharacterized. The coding region runs from base 1 to 315 and encodes 104 amino acids. Lineage: Eukaryota; Fungi; Ascomycota; Sordariomycetes; Glomerellales; Glomerellaceae. The record is from RefSeq and is a predicted model, not a curated record. The transcript has 3 exons.
AUGUCUCGAGAGUCUGAACUUCUGAAGGCCCCCCCAGACGGUGCCUGCCCCGAAGACUGUGUUAUUGCUCCUAAUUCUGAUGCCCCGUCGCCCCAGCAAUGCAAGACGGACGUUCAGGCAAUAGGCAUUGACCAGCCAGCCCUGAGCCGCUCUCCCAAGUUCUGGAUGCAGCCUCGUGCUCCAGUUCUCGAACUCGCUAUUGUCAAGACGGAGACGACGCUGGGAUCGUUCCCGCCCUCCGUCUCCGUCUCGUCUCACCGACCGCGCAGCAUUGCACCAACACAACGCACGCCGCGUCUGCUUGCUCAGCCCUGA